Sorex araneus (European shrew) is the source of this 1935-nucleotide messenger RNA. RefSeq names its product solute carrier family 6 member 16 (gene SLC6A16). Bases 1 to 1935 code for a protein of 644 amino acids. The transcript has 11 exons. NCBI's taxonomy places the organism in Eukaryota, Metazoa, Chordata, Mammalia, Eulipotyphla, Soricidae. Gene Ontology annotation, cellular component: membrane. The record is from RefSeq and is a predicted model, not a curated record. Gene Ontology annotation, biological process: sodium ion transmembrane transport.
AUGCAGAUGAAAGAUGAUGAGGCUUUUAUCCGUCCAUUCUGGUCCAACAAGACUGAAUACAUCAUGGCCCAGGUGGGCUACUCUCUCAAGCCACUCAAUCUCUGGCAUUUUCCUUUGCUGUGGCUUCACAAUGGAAGUGGUACUUUUUUCAUCAUCUACAGCCUCAUGAUGUUCUUGAUUGGUGUUCCACUUCUAUUCCUGGAGAUGGCAACUGGUCAGAGGAUGCAGCGGGGCCCUAUUGUUGCUUGGAAAGCGACCAGCCUGUGGAUUGGUGGUUUGGGUUAUUCCAGUUUCGUGUUGUGCUUCAUCACCAGCAUAUACAUGAAUGUGAUCAAUGUCUGGACUCUCUUCUACUUGAGCCAGUCUAUCCAGUAUCCUCUUCCAUGGGAGCAGUGCCCCUUACUGAAGAACUCCAGUGGCUUUGACCCUGUAUGUGCACGGACGACACCCUCCAUGUACUUCUGGUAUUGGCUGACACUGAAGGCCCCAGACAAGCUUGAGAUGGAUGGGUCACCGAAUUUACACCUAAUCCUGCCAUUGACUGUGACCUGUCUUCUUCUUGGUAUUUUCACGUGUAAUGGGCUCAAGUUCAUGGGUAAAAUAAUGACUUUCUUUGUAAUGCUACCCUAUGUCAUCAUUUUCUGUUUCCUCAUCCGGAGCCUGCUGCUGGAAGGGAUAACAUUUGGCCUUCAAUAUUUGAUGGUUAGCAGGAUCUCAGCUCUAUACAACAUUAGUGUGUGGUGGCAAGCAGGGAACCAAGUCUUAUAUACCUUGGGCCUAGGCCUUGGCUCUAUUGUCUCCAUGUCUUCGCACAUUCCACAGAACAACAGUUGUCUCAAUGAUGUCAUUAUUAUGGUUUUGCUCAACCUAUUUACAACGCUGCUUUACACAGCUUUUGUGUUCUCUAUCCUGGGCUUCUGGGCCACAGUCAUCACUCACCGUUGCUUUGAGAAGAAUGCCGAAUUACUUGUGGAUCUGGUGAUCCAAGGGAGACUGCCACCUGAGGCCAAGCCUCCUCCUAACCUGAAUGAAAACCCAAUCAACAUCUUUACGUCCUGGCUUAACAGACUUUCUGAGCCCCUCAGGUCGACUGUUAUCUCAUACAUGACUGAGUGCAGCAGAGAACAGCAGUUUUUGAAGGUUAAAGAGGGCUCAGAGUUUGCAUUCCUGGUCUUUACUGAAACCAUGUCCUUCAUUCCUGGGUCUGUCCUCUUGUCCAUCGUCUUCCUCAUAUUGUUGCUGUGCCUGGGAUUGGGCAACGUGCUGGGGACCAUGCAAGGCAUUAUGAUUCCCCUUCAGGACUCCUUUACUUCUUGCAGGAAACAUCGAAAGCUGUUUUUCGAUUUCAUGUUUUGUCCAGGACUUCUCUCAGUGAUCAUGUUCCUGUUUGGCCUCUUCUUCAUUCAACCUUCCGGCUUCUACUAUUUCAGACUGCUGAAUGAUUUCUGGAUCCCCAUCCCCAUAUUAAUCUUCACAGUACUCGAGGACUUGGCUGUGGCCUGGGUCUACAGGACCAGGAGAUUCUCUGAAGAAUUGGCGUGCCUGAGUGACAGUGCCAUCUCUCCCAUCUAUUAUUGGCUGUUGACAUGGAUUACGCCAGUGGUGCUCUUGGGCCUCUUCGUGACUGCAGUGAUUCGUCUCUCCAGUGUGAAGACCUAUACUGCUUGGGAUGUCAAGACUUCAGAAGAGGUGCUUCAAGAACUCCCAUAUUGGAGUAAGAUUCUGAUGACUGUCUUAAUUUUCAUCAUUAUUAUUCCCAUCACCACAUGCUUAUUAUACUGCCUCAUUCAUAAGAUUCCCUUCAGCCACCAGAACUCUGUUACACCUUCGAUGUCUUCCAAGUGCCUGUCCCUAAAUAACACACCCCUUAAUGAUAUCAAAAAGGAAGAAGUGAGUCAAGAUCAAAUUGCUGAUCCCUCUAUUGUGACUUCCUAA